UGUGUGUAAGAAGGUGAAAUGGACAGGAAUUAAAUGAAGCUUUCCCUCCCCUGAUCUGAUCCACUUUGAUUUACAAUCAUAGUUAAAAUCACGUGUUUGUUUUUUUUUUUUUUUUUUUCCCUCACAUACUCCUUAUCUAAGGGAUCUUACGGGACAUGGCAGGUAGGUUAUGGCCAUUGUCCUGGCGUCGCUUGUACACUUAGGUGAGUCUCAGGUAAGCCGUGACGUCAUUCUGAUACUUUUGACCUCCUUGGCAGUAAAUCCAUAAAGGUGUGUAUCCUCGCCGCUCAGGUGCAGUUAUAGCCCCGGACCUCCGACUAAAGCCUGCUGGAUACAAACACACCAGCCGAACAUGCGCCCGGAGGCCUGAUUCACCCGAGAAUCCGACCCCCUGCUGUCGAGCGAGGACUCCGGCAUGUACCCCAACUCCCAGCCGGUGAGGCACCCGGCUCAGACGCUGUCCCUGCACAGCCAGUACCUUCCGCCUGCUUAUGAUUUCCCAGGCUACCACCACGCCGUGUCGGGGAUCGGCGACCCGUCGACGACCACCUGGAACCCCGUUUACACCCCGCGGGAGGAGUACCCGUUCAGCUUCCCCAGCCCCAGCGCGGGGCAGUCGAACUACAUCUCCCCGGAAUUCAACAACGCCCCCUCGGCCGCCGGAGGAGGGGGGUCCCUCACCCCUUACAUCUCCCAGGACCCCUUCAACUUCAGGAGGAGACCACCCGAGCCCAUCAGACAGCCAUUUCCAGUUGGAAAGACUCGGACAAAGGACAAGUACAGGGUGGUGUACACAGACCACCAGCGGCUGGAGCUGGAGAAGGAGUUUCAGAGCACCCGCUACAUCACCAUGAGGAGGAAGUCCGACUUGUCCAUGGCUUUAGGACUCUCCGAGAGACAGGUGAAGAUCUGGUUUCAAAACAGACGCGCAAAAGAAAGAAAGAUCAACAGGAAGAAGCUGCAACAUUCCCAGCAAGCCUCCACAACGACUCCCACCCCACCUGUUCUCAGUGGCCUCACUGAAGCCCAUGUUACCUCCAGCCCCGGCGCGAGCGCCAGCAUGCUGUCGGACAUAAAAACAGAGGAGUACUAGCUGGAUUCCUGAUCCGCGACAGGGAGCGUGUCCAGAAUGUAAAUAGUAUUUUUUUUUUUUUAUUGAGUUCAACACAGAGUGAUUAAUCAUGUCACUGAUGCCUCAAAUCCAUUUUUUUUUUUUUACAGUGUGAAGCUACAUUGUAAAACCUGAAAAAUCAUUCACAUUUUUGUACAAGUAUGGACUGUUAUUAGAUCAACACAUAUCUGUUGUCACUUUUAGAGUCUAUAAUGCUGUGAAAAAAGUAUUUGUCACCUUACAGCUUUUUGCUGGGUUUCUAUUUGUUUUUUCUUACCGGAUAAUCAAACACGUUUCAAUUUCCGACAAAGGUAACCUGAGUUUGGAUAAACAUUUUUUUCCUUUUUUUUUUUUUUUUUAAAUCAUGAUUUUAUUUGUAAAGGGAAAAAAAAAAACUAUGCAAAACUUAUGUGAGAAACAUGACCCAAUAUGUUUGACCUCUGAGGAGAUUUAAAACAGAUAAAGUUAUUAACAUCCAUCAAGUGUUAUCAUGUAUAAAGUAUUUUUUUUUUAAGCUUUGUGACUCCAUCAAACGACAGUGAACGCCUGCAACGCCUCAUCCAGACUGUCAAAAAAACAAACAAAAACAAAACACAGAACAGCCACUGCAGACCAAACGGCAUUAGAUCGGGUUAGAGUCCAGGAUUCAAAAAUAAUUAAAAAAAAAAUGUCGGAGAAUAAAUUUCAGCAGUCAGAGAGUUCUGAGACACAACUGCUGACUUAAAAGUGAACUUUUUAUUUUUUAAAUAAAUGUCCCUAUGCACCUUGCAUAAAAUCUACAUACCGUUUAAGAAAGUAUUAGAAUAACAGUGUUGGUAGUGUGAUGGUCUGGGUUUCCUUUGUAACUUCAGGAUUUGCUGGAGUUGAUUGAAAAAGGAGUCCUUAUCUCUCUGCCAAAAAUCAUGAACUAUUGAAAAAUAGUUUGGGUUCUUAAGUGCAAAUCCAGUUGGAUUGAUUUUGAAGUGCCACAAUAAUCUAAUGCACACUUGCAACCCACCUCUGAAUGAUUCAACAAAUAAAUGAAUAAAGACUUAAUAAAAAUGAAGCUUUAGUCCAGUGGGUUAAAUCCAAAUGAUACAGUGUGGCAUGACCACAAACACACCGCUCAUGAUUGAACAAUAUGACUAAAAUAAAAAAUAUAUAUAUUCUGCAUUAAAAGUGAGCCAAAAUUCAUCCAGUGAUAAAAAAAAAAAGACUUGUUGCCACUUAUCACACACAUGUGGUAGCAGCUGCUGCCACCAAUACGUUCGGUCUAUUGUUCUGAUGAUUUGAAUAGUUUUUUUUUUUUCUUUGACAAAUGUAUUCAUAAUUUUAAUAUAUCCGGUUAUCUUUGGCUGAUGAUCUGACACAUUUAAGUGCAACAAGAAAGCAAAAUCAAUGCAAUUUUGUGCUAUAAAAUACGUCGUUCCAUCAUUGUAAUGUGCUUCUCAGUCGAGACACUAAAACAUUUUCACAUGUUCUGUUUGAAGGAACAAAAAAUAAUGAAGUUUGUUGGUUUAAGCCUGGUCUAAUGUAAAAUGCGUGCUGCAUUAAAAAGUGCCUUGUGGUCGUUUUUUUUUUUUUUUUUUUUUAAUCUGACUUAUGGAAACUGCUUACUGCGUCUUGCAUGGGCAUGCAACUGAAGUACAAAAAUAACGAACUUAGAAUUUUAGGGAAGUAAUGCUUGGUUUAAGGGAAACCGAAAGAACAGAGCAGAAGGGAACCUGAGGAAAGAAGAAAAAAGAAGUUAAAGUCGGCAGCUGUGAGGAAACAUUUUAAGUUUCAUUUAAUGUUAGCUCGAGGCACAGCAGAGCUGAAUUGAUAUGAACAUUGUUAUAUUUAAUAAUUAAUUUAUAUUAAGUCAUUUUAGCCAACGUAACAAAUGCUCUAAGGAAGCGAGGGUGUAGCUUAUAAAACAUUAGGCCAAGGAAUGAGAAAUUCAGAUGAGAGUUUAGCCACAUCCUGACAGACUGACUGCUCAACCACAUGCCAUGUGACACACAGUCAUUUUGGCUCUAAACACAGACACUGAGCUGUGCCACGAAUUUGAAAUUUUUAAAUAAAUAAUGUGCUGUAAGCCUCAAAAUAAACUUAGUGCAUUAAAGUAUACGUUCAUGAAAUUAUCACUUGAGUUUGAGUCGUCUAUUUUGUGACAACAGAGGAAGAGCAAGUGGAAAGGAGAGCCAUGCACCGACCACAGGCAUGGGCUAUUUAUGGAAAUACAAAUCAUACCUUCAUGCAUGCGAUAUGGACCCAUUUUGUAAGUCUGAAAUUAUUAACCUCAAAAUAUUUAAUUUUAGAAUAGACCAGGCUAAUAUGGUUGGCUAAAAAUAAGUUAUUAUGUCCCAACAUAAUGGUAGAACAACACAGAAGCUGACUUUCACUCUGCCUCAUUUUUUUGUGACGUUUCUGUAAAAUAAAGUUUGAGAAUUGCAAAA
Molecule: messenger RNA, 3528 nt
Organism: Poecilia latipinna (sailfin molly)
Lineage: Eukaryota; Metazoa; Chordata; Actinopteri; Cyprinodontiformes; Poeciliidae
Product: homeobox protein CDX-1-like
Exons: 3
Coding region: 416-1093 (225 amino acids)
Biological process (GO): embryo development; anterior/posterior axis specification; cell differentiation
Cellular component (GO): nucleus
Molecular function (GO): DNA-binding transcription factor activity, RNA polymerase II-specific; RNA polymerase II transcription regulatory region sequence-specific DNA binding
Source: RefSeq, a predicted model, not a curated record